Messenger RNA from Notothenia coriiceps (black rockcod), 910 nucleotides. Its product is annotated as RNA-directed DNA polymerase from mobile element jockey-like. The annotation marks the transcript as partial. NCBI's taxonomy places the organism in Eukaryota, Metazoa, Chordata, Actinopteri, Perciformes, Nototheniidae. The transcript has a single exon. The record is from RefSeq and is a predicted model, not a curated record.
GCUAGCCCACACUACCCCAGAUCCUGCUCCUUUUCUGUGCCCUGCUGUCCUCGACCACUUUGAGCCUGUAUCCCUCUCUUCUCUCUCGGAUAUAGUCAAGCACCUGCGGCCAACAAACUGCUCCUCAGACAGCAUUCCCUCUCGCCUUCUCAGAGAUGUUUUCGAAUCAGUUGGUGCAAGUAUUUUGUUACUUAUAAACACCUCUCUUAGCCCAGGAUGUAUCCAAGCUGCCUUCAAACAUGCCGUGGUCCAGCCACUACUUAAAAAGAAAAAUCUCGACCCCUCCAUUCUCGCCAAUUUUAAGCCCAUCUCCCAGCUUCCUUUUUUACCUAAAGCCCUGGAGCGAGUACUCUACGCCCAGCUGCAGUCUUUUUUAACCAUGAAUGGCAUCCAUGAAAAGUUUCAGUUUGGCUUCAAACCCAUGCACAGCACUGAAAAAGCCCUUUUAAGAGUUUUUAAUGAUCUGCUCCUAGCCGCCGACUCAGGUAGCCCAGCUGUCCUGGUGCUGUUAGACCUGACAGCUGCCUUUGACACUGUGGACCAUAGCAUCCUGUUGUCACGGCUUGAACAGUCCGCAGGCAUCGCAGGCUCUGCCCUUACAUGGUUCAGGUCCUACCUGACAGACCGUAGCUUCUCAGUGCAGCUAGGUGCCUUCUCCUCUGCCAAAGCCCCUCUUACCUGUGGGGUUCCCCAAGGCUCGAUUCUGGGCCCCAUCCUUUUUCUACUGUACAUACUGCCCCUAGGUUCAAUUCUCCCAAAACGCAACAUCCCCUUCCAUUGUUACGCUGAUGAUGUACAGAUCUAUCUGCCUUUCAAUUCAAAUUUCAACUCACUACAGCAGUUGAUGGACUGCUUGACAGCGAUCAAAUCCUGGCUGAGUCAGAAUGUCCUCAACCUCAACGAGGUUUGA